Messenger RNA from Momordica charantia (bitter melon), 890 nucleotides. NCBI's taxonomy places the organism in Eukaryota, Viridiplantae, Streptophyta, Magnoliopsida, Cucurbitales, Cucurbitaceae. The record is from RefSeq and is a predicted model, not a curated record.
ACCAAACACGACCUAGGAGUUAAAAGCAGAGGAUACUUCAAAAUAUUCCGUUAUAAAAAAAAAAGUCUUAUUUCAUAUGGUUGUUGCCAUUGCUUGCUCUGCUAAACCUUUAAUUUAUUUAUGGAGAAGCAUAGCCACAGGAUGAGAAAAAGAAUGGCUUUCUGGUUUAAUAAAGGAUGUCUUCUUUUUCUCCAUGUGAAGAAGAGGGCGAAAAGGAGAAGCAAAGCUCGGAAAGCUAAGAAUAAUGAACAGCCCACACACCACAAAGCCGAAUCAGGUUCCAAAUAUAAACAUUAUUAUUAUUCAGUGUCUUCAUAUUCUCUCCACAAUCAACACCAUUGUUAAACCCAGACUUUCAAGUCAGUCUCUUUCAUUUUCUCUCAGAAAACCCUUCAGUUUCAUUUCUGCUUCUGUCUUUAAACAUUAUAUUGGUUUAGAUUCUUGGAGACGGUUCUGUUUUUGUCUGUGGUUCAAUGACAGGAAAGGCAAGUUCAAUCUCACCACCACUCCAUUCUUCUUCUCCUUCCAAGCUUCAUUGGCAUUAUUGAACUGUUUACCCUUGACAACUAUGGCAGUUUUGCUGCAUGGUUUUGAGGAUUCACAUGGACUGCAAUGGAUGUUACAGGAAAGUAAGAAGAGCCCUUCUCAGUAUAAAAGUCCUUAUCAUCUUGACAGAGUUGGAGACCCAUUUGAUAGAGCAAAAGCAGUGCAGGGUAAGUGUUUGUGGAAAGUUCAGCCCCCAAGAUGUAGCAAUCAAGAUAAGGAAGAAGACCAACCGCAGAGUAGAGAUAUUGGAGAUUCAAGAGUGUGAUACCUUCACUGAAAACAACGAUAUCCAAGGACCCUUGAUCAUCAAUCCCUGGAAAUGCCGAUCCAACUAUGACCAAGCU